GACUUGCUGAGACUCCCGACUCGCUGGCUCCGGAUCCGCGUAACGAACGCGUGUACGAGUACGAUGCAAUACUCGAUACAAGUACGUGCGUUACCGUUCAAGAGCAGUAGUGUGGGUAAUGGUGGAGAAGAAGGUCAAGUAGUGGCCAGCACUUAUCCAGAGCUAGUAGCAGGAGCACCGGCGCAAGUGUCUGUAUUAUCGGCUGGUCACGGGCCAGACGUCUUUCACAUGGACGUACCGUCAGCGGUGAGUGCGGGAAGUAGCAAAGAAGCGACAACAUCAUCCACGUUAGCUGCGCUACCGGGGAAAAUAGCCAAUGCGGUGACACCUACAGUAGUCUCAAAAACUGUCGAAAAAGCGGAAAACGCUGUCGAUGAAGCAAAGGAUGCUGUCAAGGAUGCUAUACAGACUGCAGUGGAGCAAGUACAAGACACAAAGGCUGCUGUGGAAGACAAAGCGGUUCAACUAGUGGAAACGGCGACAGCACUGUCAACAGGCAACUUGGAUGCUUUGAGUUCGACUGGCGGUGAAGGGACUGGCCCGGUGCCUGGAACGAGCAUUAUGGUUAGCUGUGUGCUCAGUCUAAGCUACUCCUAAGCUACUCCGAAGGGUUUAGCGUAUGUCUGUCUCAGUCUAAGCUACUCCUGCCUGAACAUCUCUAAUCCAUUGAGACGUGUAAUCGCAGUCAGUGUGUGUUAUGGCCAUGUUGCAGUGGCGGUUGGGAAAACGUUAGAUCGGCUGCGCUCACCCUUCUCUUCCGAGGCUAGUGGAGGACGUCUCCGAAUUGGUCCACUGAGAAACGCUGACGAAUACCUGGCUGUCCGCAGACUGGUAAAUUAUGGUCCAGCCCAUCUUUAACAACAUCUUCUAGCCCAUUCGUUCUUGGAACUGAUGAUAAAGGAUGUUCCAAAACAAGAUGGGUUGUCCUUGUCGGUGCCUCUAAGUAAAGCAGAGUACAAGUGGAGGUCUCAGUGCCCGGAUCGGUGCAGCGAUAUCGUCUGUGGAGACGAGUCUGGGUCUGGCGAAACAAAAGGCGAAGAACUAUCCUAGAACGACUUUCGUGCGAGAAGAAGUAAGGUACAAAAUUUCUCUGCAAUCGCUGCCUUCAGCUGACGCUAGAGCAGAAGUAGCGGACCCAUUAGUAGGAGGUAAAAGUGCUCCGGUUUUGACACUCGACAGCACCGGUUCUAGGAGUGAAGAGCUCCAUCUACGACCGGGAACACCUCUGGUGAUUGCUGCUUUACCAUCAAGUACUUCUUCAUCUACCGCUUCUUCAGCCUCAGCCUCUUCUGUUUUCGCUACUGGCAUGGAUGAAACCUCGCAGCUUCCACGCUAUAUCCUAGUUCUGAUGGACUCCUCAUACGGCGACAACGAAAACCUUCACCCUACAACCGCUUGCGGUGUCCGAACCAUCAUCAAUCGCGUUGCGCCUGUCCGGAGAGGACCGCAGAUGAACUACAUGGGACCUCGGUUCAGUGCGGCUAGUCAAGUGGUUCUCGCUAAUCGAGAACAUCGCUUGUUUGUGCUGUACAAUGGGGUGCCGAUAUUCGAAAAGAGUGGGGGAACUCGCUCCAGUAGAAGUAGUAGCCCAAGUAAUCAAGAUGACGUAGUCAAGGAGCUAGCCUUCGUCUUGCCGGAAUCUGGAGAAUUCUCGAUGUGGGAUUCGAUAUCAGCCACCGUCCUAGAUACCUGGGCUCACGCGCCGUCUUCGAAACUGGAUUUCAAACCUUCCGACGUGGCGGUAAGCGGCGGAGGGGUUUUGUUUUUUAUGGAUGAUCGUUCUGAGAGUGAUCCAUGGUGUUGACAACAGUACAGUACGUAGCAUUCCCAUUGACAGUCUUGUGCUUGUUCUUAGAUGUUUUCCUUGGACAACAUAGAGACGCGUAGUCGUCCUCCACCUCCUCACCUUCUAAUCGUAACCUCGAGCGACUCUUCCUGCAAGUCUUCCGCUUCGCCCUACUCCUCUGCGCAGCUGGUGGCUUCCUUUUUCUCAUUCUUUGCCUCUUCGGAACUGGUACAGCGAAAUCCACUUUCGCAACUCGCCUGCAGUGCUGUGCUAGACGCAUUCUACAGCGCGCAUCCUACUACACGAAUGGCACUAUAGGAUCCACAACUGCAUUCGGCGCAAGCAAGAAGGGGUAUGAGGACGAGUGGAUAAUUGCAGACAUGGAAAGCGGUCAGGCUGGUCGAGGUAGUGGAGGGGUUGGGAGUAGUGUUCACCCGAUGCAACAAUUUACUGGUGGUAAUGACGUUGCAGCUGCGAAUCACGUGGAAAUGUCCACCACAUCUCCUGAAGCCGCUUAUCACAGUCUUAACGAGGAUUGCAAUCAGCAGGGUGCUGCUGGUGGCUUUAGAUCUCCUCAUCCGGAUCCACAAGGUGCAUUAGGUGGAGGUGGAAUUCCAUCUGCCUAUAACACGGGUUCUCUUUAUAGCACUGGAGGUGGAAUUCCAUCUGCCUAUAACACGGGUUCUCUUUAUAGCACUGGAGGUGGAAUUCCAUCUGCCUAUAACACGGGUUCUCCUUCAUCAGCUGGAGGCACUCUCUACAACCGCGGCGGUGGCCCUUCACAAGGAGGCUACCAACCUCCGCGGUUGCCAACAACUACAACGGGGAGUAUUUGAUUAAAUUAUAGAUACCUGUUGAGUCCCAGUCUCCGAUUUCAAACCCUAACAUCCUACCACUAUUUUCACGUAGCUUGUCUUGAACAUGAACUGAUGUCGGGAAACUUCUAAUCGCGCACACGACUACUAAAAAAUGAACAUUUUGGCAUCAUCCUGGACAAAAUAUCUCGUUUGAUUUGUGCUGUUAUGAAGAUGGCAGCGACAGGAAACGAGACCGCGAGCAACAAAAACAAAGGGAUGAAUUACUUUGAUUUUUGAGGAUAGGCGCUAGACAGACACAAA
This is a messenger RNA of Amoebophrya sp. A25, 2904 nucleotides long. The record is from the annotation of a GenBank genome assembly. Lineage: Eukaryota; Dinophyceae; Syndiniales; Amoebophryaceae.